This is a messenger RNA of Lineus longissimus, 8344 nucleotides long. RefSeq lists its product as uncharacterized. Lineage: Eukaryota; Metazoa; Nemertea; Pilidiophora; Heteronemertea; Lineidae. The record is from RefSeq and is a predicted model, not a curated record. The coding region runs from base 173 to 5683 and encodes 1836 amino acids. The transcript has 32 exons.
GCGAAUGGUAUAAACUAUCAACAUUCAGGACUUUUCAUUUUUCGUUUGUUUUAUUCACACACUGAGGAUUAAAACGACGAUAACUAAGGACUUUUGCACAUUUUGAGGAGUUAAGAAGACCUGCCCUGGACGAGGAGUAACCAACCGUAGAAACAGUCAAUCACACAUAGUAAUGGUAGCCAGGAACAUCUUCUUCACCACAUUCUUCCUAGCAUUGGCCACUUACUUCGUCAUAGCUGCGGAGGACAGUGCAGAGGAAGUAGUGAAAGAGGAACAGUGGGUGGAUAAGAAGUUUGACGAGCAUGGUGUGCCUGUGUGUGUGAAACCUAAGCCGUGCAAGGGUAGGGAAUGCAAAACGCCUUGUCACAAUGGUAAAUGUCAUAGGGAUGGAAACUGUGUAUGUGACGACUGCUGGGAAGGAGAGACGUGCAAUGCCUACAACCAGAGUCAAGAAUGUACUGACAAGCUUGAACGAUCUGUGCCCGAGGAGGACCGCCAACAUGAUGAGGACGAACACGACAUGGGGGAUAAUCCGUAUACGGAGAACGACGAGUCCAGAAUCCCCAAGAGGAGACGAAAGAGGAGCAAAAAGAGAGUCAAAAGGAAAGCAAAGGUCAACGCGCCCUACUCAAAUUCGAAGAAGUUUACGUUGACCAAAACGGGCAAGCCUGGCACCAAGGCAACAGAUAUAAAAAUUGGUUCGAAGCGUUCGUUUAUGCUUAAGAUAAAGUUUCCUAAGAAGACACAGCAAGAUAUGCUUGUCGAGCUUUUCACCCCGGAUAACGAGACGACCAUUAUGGAGUUAUGUAACGUUAGAAUUUCUCACAUAGGCGACCUGAUUACAAAAGAUGACGGUACAAAGCUAUCAGAUUUGCCCAUUGUGUACGAUGCAAGAUUUGGCGUGUAUCCGUUUGACCGUGCUAUCAUCAACAUGGGCAACCUCUCAUGUGCCAGUGGGGCACAAAAAGGGGAGGAACAAAAAAUUGAGGUCCAUAUCGAGUUUGAUGCGGUCAUGGUGAACUGCAAGGAACAGGGCAAGACGUACUGGGUCAGCGCGGGCGCGGAAUACAAUAACGAGAAUGAGAUAUGGGUCGGACAGGCUUCCUUUAAGACAAUAGGCUGUCCUGCUACCGAUUUGAUAGAUACUACCAGACAGCCAGCCUUCACCCUAACGAACCCGUAUUCGUCAUCGGGCCUGAAAGUUGGCGAGUCGGGACAGAUACUGUUAGAGAUGCAGAUUCCGCACUUCCAAGUUGAGGUGGCCAUUGAUGCUAUUGCACCCAUAGACAAAUGCGGCGUCUUGUCCAUCUGUGGAGUCCUGGUCUACAGCUCUGGCACGAGCUACCAGUGUGUACCAAAGAACGUAUUCCAGUUUGUCGCCUUCAGAGACAAAUGUGGCAAAUGCAACGGUCGUGCAAGGCUUGACUUGGGAAAGGUUACUAACGCACUUAAAAGAGGAGCUGGCUGGCUUUACGAUAAAGAGGACACGAUCAAAAUUGCCGUUUAUGUCCAGUUCGACAAGGCGGCAGCUCUGAACACUGAUUUCUGGCUGGGCGUCGCCGUAGAGAUGGGAGAAAAAACCAUCUGGACGUCACAAACCAAACUACAGGCCAAAGCCUUUGAUAAAACCAUAGCAAAGGACAGUACUCCAAAGGUCGGCUUCUACGCUACGUCUUCAGGGAGUGCGCCUGUCGGAGGUGCCAUUUCUUUUAUCCUCAAUAUAACAACAGAAGAGCUGAAGACAAGUGACUUCUCGAUAGAUUGCCUCAUGCCUUUUGAGACAACCGCUCGCAUGCAUAUCUGUAAGAUGGAGGUCUGCGCUAACGGUUGGAACGUCCCGUGCGUCGUGCCAGAAGAUCCCGUAUACUCGUCCCGAGCGACACCGAAGGACAGCAACAUGGACCGCGUCCUUCUGAAGUUAGGCCAUGUCACCAACCAUGCAGUUCUGAGUAAGAACGAAUCCGCGAGUACCAUCUCAGUAUGUCUCUACGCAAGUGUUUUGAAACAUGCUAAGAACACUGCUAAUGCGAAAAUGUGGGUGACGUGUGGCUUGAAUGUGGGAGACACUAAGCUGUGGGUCGGAUCCAAGGAAAUAACAGUCACUGCAGACGCACCCAGUGCUACACCGUUUGACGCCACUAAAGCACCAAAGAUGGAGCUCAAGUACGGGUACGAGUCCACGGGCACGGGUCUCGUCGUCGGAGACUACUACACGAACUCUCUGGCCGACGUCCGCUUCGAUGUGACAUUGAAGCCACAGUACAAAUACGACCCAAUGGACAUUGAGGUGAUAUUGCCUUAUGAAGCCAACGCUCCUGUCUUUAGCAUUUGCCACGUAGAGAUCCUUUAUGCGGGCAAGAACCUACCUUGCUUCCAACGGGCUGCGAAGAAUGAAACCUUUAAGCUGCUUUCAAAAUCCGGUAAUAACCUGACCGCCCCAGAUCGAGCCACGAACACCCUUGGAAGCAUGUACUGUGUGAAUAAUGGAAACGACAAGAACGAGACACAUGAUAUGUUUGUUAUACGGACGGUAGUCAAGAUUGAAGAUCACCCGACAACCAAGGCAACGCCAAAGGCAUUUCUCAGUUUCGGGAUCCAGUACCAUACGACAGCAAUCUAUGUUGCACAACUUGCUCUACAGGUUAAAACAAUAACCAACGCACCUCUAAAUGCUGCACAAUCUGCCCUCCUGGUUGUUCACCUGAAGACCGCUGAUGGCACAAUCACAAUCAAUCAAGGAGAAUCCAAGAGUCUCUUACUCGUUGUGAAAUUCCCGCCGCAAUCAACAUCUGAUUACGAGGUGAUCGUGGAGGUGGACAAUAAUCAGGCGGCGAUCUGUCAAGUAGGUGUGAAGAGCCUUGGGCAUAAUAUGAAAUGUACGAAAGUGGUAGGCGACCCGACAUAUGAAAAGUGGACCGAUGGAGACAAAGGCAACAAGAAAGCUACAUUCAAGCUGGGAAGAAUCACAAACCCUGGUGGCGAGAAGUUGAAUGGUACUGAGCCUGAGAAAGCAGCGAUAGUCUUCGAUGUUCCAGUGAAGGUGUCAGCGACAGUGACACCAGGCACUGUGAUAAGCGUCACUGCAAAGGUCACUUACUUCGAGGAUACAACACCGAAGGCGAAAGCUGCUACCCCUGUUGGUCUGAAGGUGGGGGCCGCCGGUGCAAUGAAAACAAAGAAUGGUACCAGGCCUGAUUUCAAUUUCGCCAGGGCGCCUAUGCUGGAUGGCAAUGACACCACCCCGCCGCCAUCCACCGUUGUCCCAGGGCAACAUUUCCGAUGCUUCAUGGACAUCACACUGCAGCCCGGUUCCUGCGUCGGGCUCACUUCCAAGUUCAUGGGACCGCUUGGCAAGGAUGGAGUCAUGGACAUCACGGAUAUACGUGUUUGGGGCAUUGGAAAGAGUAUGCCUUGUACUUCCUUGAACAGUGGUCCACCGGAGGUGAUUACAAAAAGGUCAGGUCAGAAGUGUAAGGACGUUGGCUCCCUGAACAUGGGCCAGAUCUGCUCAUUUGCGAAAGAUGGCACCCCAGCGAAAUACAGAAAGAUCCGUGUUGAAGUGAUUGGCCGGAUUCGCAUCGCGAAUACAUUGAAAUCUGGCGAGAGUUUCUGGUUCAGCUCCAUCAUGACGGUUAAUGAUGAUCAGCUCUAUGUCUCGCAGAUUAAGAUGCAACUGGCGCCGAUCGCGUCCUUUGUUGAUGUGGAAAACCCCGACUUAUCGACGAAUGCGAGUAUGUAUUUCGACACAGGCGUGACCCUCCUCACCAAGAAGAUCCAUGAGACGUUCACGUUGCCAGUGGUAGUGAUGGUGCCUGUAAACUCUACUUGUAAGGCCAAUAUGGACUUCACGCUACAGAUGAAUGACACGGCCACUAUGACCCUGAAGGAAGUGAAGAUUGUAUCGAGCGGUGCCAAUUUGAAGGGGAUGGUUGAAGCGGGUAAUCCAGAUAAAUAUAACAUAACAUAUAGUUCAACUCAAAAAACUUCUCAGAACGACAAGGCGAUCAUCGGUCCAUUUAUUGUGACAAAUUCCGGGAUCACUGACCGGGAAGGUAUAACCGACAAAGCUGACCCAGCAAAGGACAAUGCCUUCACAGUCGAGCUUACCAUUCAAAUGGCAGAUGCUUUGAAAAAUGCCAACAAUGCCUUUGUCUGGGCCAGCGUUGGGGCAAAGAUCUGCAAAUUCAUUAUUAUUGCUGACAAGAAGAUCCAAGUUAUUCAAGAGACUACUAAUGUGCCAAUCUUGGAUGCUACUGCUACCUUAGACAAGACAACCAUGAAGAAGGGGGAGACGGUUACGGUGUCAGGAACGAUGAAGCACGAUGAUAAGUCCAAGGCCGAGUGUCUGACCACUCAUCUCAAGUUCUUCAUCCCAGGCUUCAUGUACUACAGCGGCGGAUUCGUGAGCAAACUCGCCACAGACCAGGUCAACUUCACCGAGAACUAUUUCACCGUAAAGUGGACACGAUUCCUAUUCACUGACAACACGACCUUCAGCUUCCAGCUCGAGAUCAAAACGGACGGUACCCUUCCGACGGAUGCGGACUCGGGGAAGGUCACAAUUCCAUACGAGCCUGGUUGUAACAUGCACCACCGGAAUAACAAUCCGGCGUCUCUCGAAUUCAUACCAUCGGAAAUGAAGUCGGUGUCGCUCACGCUGACUGGAAUGAAAGGUCCACCUAAAACAUGUACGCCGAAAGAUCUUACCCUAAACGACAAAAAUGCUAUCAAGGACUGUCAACUGUCUUGUUCUGCUGAGGUGGACAAGAAUUUCCCGGAUUGUAUACGGAAAUCUUCGACAACUGGUUGUAAAUUUCCGAUGAGGAAGGGCGCAGAGAAGGAGAGAUACGUCCAGUUCUUCUUCUGGGAGAAGACCGUCAUAUCUGGGCUCAUCUUCUACAAGCCUUCAUCAGCGACAUGUGAGGUCACCAAAUUUGUUGUCAAAUACAGCAACGAUCUUAUGGGAUGGGUCGAAGGCACCGAAAAUACUGUGGUAGCAUAUGGGGCUGGUGGAGCGGAGACCCCUGUGUCAGAUGGAGAAUCCGGCGUGGCCAAGGCGGUGCGUGUCUACCUGAUAGCGGAUAACUGUGAUACGGCGGCGAAGGUGUUGACCAUCAAGAUGGACCUGAAGGGCUGUGAGGACUCUGCGAACAAACCUGCUGACAGAUCGGAUCCCUGCACUUACAAGCCACUCAGUUGGCAGACGAAGGAUUCGGCAGCGGACACCACUUAUGGUCAUCGUAGUUUCGUGAUUGGUGGUACGGGUACUCCCUCCAUUUAUUACUGUGACGCUAACCCAACUAAUAAGCUCCAGAUGAAUUGCUUUUCUUCCUCGGAGGCUGGGGGAACAUCCGCCACAAAAAGAAUGUCCAACAUGGUAGCGCAUAUAACCGGCUACUACUCAAAAUACGGCGAACUCUACGCCAUCGCCCAAAACGGCAAGGCUUACCUAAUGAGCGAGGAUGCUGGCUUGUCAUGGGUAACAAUCACGAAAGACCGAUGGGGCAAGUGCGCCUCAGACCCUACGUGUGCCAAGGCCCAGAGUGUCCCGUGGGAUGCAACCAGCACCAGCAGCGCACCCAGCUACAAACAGAGCAUUUGGGGAGGUAGCGCUAGUGGCCUCUGGGUUCAGAAGGGAUCUAAGUGGGAACAGGUUACAGACUGGACAACCUGCUGCACAUAACUCGGCUGACAUUUUCUAGGCCGGCGCGAAAAAGUUGAGGGGAGAAUCCCUUCGGACAAGACUUUGAACAUGCUUUGUUUUGGUAAAUGUGAAGUUUUAACCACCUUGCACACCUCACUUAGGCGACAGAGGGUUUUUUAAUACGAUGUGACAAUAUCGUUUACUAGAAUGAGGACCAAGUCGGCCUACCGAAGUGAGAAAACAACUGUACACAAACAUGCAUAGGCCUAUCACCCAAAGUUUAUCAGAACACGAAGUUUUGAUAUUGUGAUCUAAAUCAAGAUUUGGUCUAACAUUUGGCUGUGUUUGCAAUGAUACUUGGGCGAACCAAAUCCAAGUUUGUGUACCAUUCACAAGAACGUCGCAACGACGUUUAAGUUUUAUUUUGAUCUGGUAAACAUUGCAAGAGUUCUUGUUAUAGUUAUUGGUGUUUGAUAUAUGAAUAUGACCCUCACUAUACUUUUGACUCUCAUUGGCCCUUGGUCCAUGAUUGAUAUCUGAUGGUUCGUGUUUGCCCUCACAUAUAGUGCACACCACCGUGCCUUUGUCAUAAAUGCAUUCAGUGUUCACGGCGCUGUUGUUGGAUGUAGAGCGAUACAGAUAGCGGAGUUUGCAGGUACUGAUAUAUACUCCUUGCUCGAUCAGGACCCACUACCUAACAUAGUUUUCCAAGGUUCCCCAAACAUUGUUGGAAGCAAUGACAAUUAGAAAGCCCGUUCCGCAGAAACAGUUAGUUGUUAUGUCCGUAUUUUUCUUUGUAUUCUACUGAAUGAUAAUGUUGAAGUACGGCCAUGCCACAUUGUAACAUGAUGCCAGUUUGUGGCGGCAACUCUAGUGCAGAGACUCGUCAGCCAUCACUACUUGUGUUUCGAAGUGAAAACCAUAUGGUGUUUAACCCCAGUGGUAAGCAGAUGGUUUCCGUUGUCACAACCAGUUUUGCAAAUUCACAAAGAAAUUAAAUGCAGAAUUGGGUCGUCUCGGCAAGUUUUUGUCUUCGACGACCAUCAGAACCAGACGUCUUUUUUGUUUUCCAGCUUUGUUCCUUAGACUUUCAUGUGCAAUGAAUUAAUCGUGAUCGAAGCAACUGUUGGUAUAUACUUAUCAUGUUCGUGAAAAUGGUCCACGUCCGCGUGCCAGUGAUAACUAGGGAGUUUUCGUAAGUCUCCUAAAACACCAACAGGAACGCCAUCUCAAUGUGUGGUACCCUGAGCAUGAUUUCGAACACUGGGACAGGCGCUGGCGUUGCAAAAACUCCUCAUUGACCUCGUCCCUAUUUGUUUUGGCUUUCCACCAAUGUUGUACCUACACAUUUAUAGCUUGUAUACAUGUAUAACGGGGACGUGAUAUUUUGAUGCUUUUGGGGUGAAUCUGAUCUGUCUGAUCAAAGUGUUGUUAAUCAAAAUGUACAUAUAUUACACCUUCUUACUCCGAAUAGGUCCAUUGCAUUAUUCCAUCAAAGUCUGGAGAUGGAGAAAAGUGAUGAACCUGGUGAUAGGCAGGUUUAGCAACCCUUACGAAAACGUCAGAGUACGAACGACGAAUCACAUGGAUAUAAAUGUAUUUUAUCGAGCCUUUUUAAGGGGAUUCCUGACUUCCCGUGCUACUAUCAAAGUGCGAGUGUCAUGAAUGAACUAGCGCCAACUUGAUGACACCACAGACCUUCGUACUUCGCACUUCUUCGUUUGUAAGGGUUGCGAAAUCUGUCAAGAUGAAUCAAGGCAUGAUUGAAGGGGCGGGCCUCGAAGGAUUGCCCUGCUGGCACUUGUGAUAUUUAGAGUGUCCCUCACUGAUGUCGAACGUCAGACGGCACAGCGAUGUUAUGACAAGGGCUUGAUUGGUUGAGGGUUGGAGGGACAUAUUCCCAUACAGCAGUGUUCGCACAUCGUUUGCACUACAUUUGUGCCAUUUCUGUGUGCUGCACACUGGCAAGAUGGCGACAGUAGCCGAGCUGCAGUGCCUUUUGCAAGGAGUUUCGGUGUGCUGAGGCGACUGUCAUGCGCGUUAAGGGAUCUUACUCCUGACCAGAACUGUUGUAAAGGUCCAGUAAGUCAAUGGCAGUCCCUGUACCCUGCAGUGUAUACGGGUUCCAGUGGGUUAGUGGUUUUGAUGUUGUACUUAUCACAUCACACAUGACCGCUGAUAAAGUCUAUGUAAAAUAUGGUCCAUGUCAAAACUGAAAUUUAUAUGCCUUUUCCUUGGUUAAAGGGGUGGUUCACUAUUUCUAGUGUUUUGUUUAAACUAUCAUUGCAGAGACUCUCAGGGCAUUGAAACUAAGCCUCUUCACCAUGUUUUCGUUUGUAAGAUAAUUCACCGUCCAUGGUUUGAACUGCUGAUUAGAACUCCCUCUAUUGAUAUUUUCUGAACUAUUUCCCGCCGAGUAAAUUUCUAUUGUUUGGAAUUACUGUACACCGAUUUCAAGUCCGUCCAUUGUUUUAUGCAUUGUUGUACUAUACAGAUGUUUAUUUUGUUAUAUCAUUUUGUAUAGGCCUAUACCAAGUCUAUUGCCUGAUCAUGAGAUAUAUAUUUGGAGCCCUGUGUGUUAAGUUUUUAAUAUAUCAAACAUUUCUUUCAUGAACCAUCCCGCUUUGUUGAAGUGUGAGUGUUGUUUAAUUCUAUUUUUUAAUUGUUGAUCAAUGUGCUAUUAAUAAAUAGUAUUUGUGU